Messenger RNA from Sesamum indicum (sesame), 1480 nucleotides. RefSeq names its product microtubule-associated futsch-like protein. The record is from RefSeq and is a predicted model, not a curated record. Lineage: Eukaryota; Viridiplantae; Streptophyta; Magnoliopsida; Lamiales; Pedaliaceae.
ACUUUCCUUUCUUCUAUUUCUCCCCAACUCUCCAUCAUCAUCAAUUUCACAACUCUCUCUCUUUGUGUUGUCGGUUUUUAUUAAGAAGAAAAAUCUCAUUGCUAUGGAGGAUUCUGCAGCCAAGGAUCAGUCCUCUGCCGCUGGAAGAUCAACUUCAAGGCUUCUUCGGUAUCCGCUCCGAUCUGCAACGAGGUCCAGGGAAGAGACGCCGCCGAUUGCUGACUCAUCAAACACCGACUCUGCCACUAAAAGGGGAAGGCCUGCAUCUACUGUGAGUAAAAGUGUGGGAAUUCUUGAUCUCUCUGGCAAGGAGAAGUCUGCCAAGCCCCCAAGACGACUCUCUGUUCCUUCCAAGUCAAAUGCCACCCCUGCUCCAAAAUCUUUCGGCAAUAUCACCCCUAUUUCCGAGGCUAGAACAAAGCGCUCUGCUGGUAACCAGGGAAAAAGUGAUACACCUCUUUCUGAUGUGUCAAGGUCAUCUAAUCGAAAAAAAUUCAGUGUUCUUUCAUCAGCCUCUUACUGGUUGUCUCAGAUUAAGCUCUCUGAAUCGGCUACUAAGCACUCAAUCUCACUUGGUUUCUUUAAGCUUGCUUUGGAGGCUGGAUGUGAGCCCAUACAGAGGAUGAGCGAUGAAUUAAAAUCAUAUGUGCUUCGUCACAACCUUUCUGAAUUUGGUGAAUCUUUGAAAGAGCUGUUCGAGAGCUAUAAGAUCAGUGAAAACUUUGAGCAAUCAGAGGGAUCUGAGACCUUUUCUCAAGUGCCUGCUGAAGGCAAUCAGUUAUCUGAUGAUGAUGUUAAUAGCUCCUCUUCUUCUAUAACAAAUGCUGAGAAGCUGAUGCCAAAGUCAUUGGACGUAAAUGCUGCUGAAAUUCACCAAAUGAAGAAAGAAAAUGAUGGAAGCACUCAGAAAAAUAAUUCUGUGAAGAAGACUAGAAUAUCAGUGCCCAAGAAUGCAGUGAUCUCAAAGUCUGGGUCUGAAGUUAGGGGCCGCAGUAUCCAAAAGAAACCCCAAAAAUCGAUGAAGCAAGAAUCAGGCCAAGCUAACAACAGGGUAAAGAAGCAGGGACAGAAAUCUGCAGCUCGUGCUGAAGGUCCUGUUACCUCUGCACCAGAGGAAGCUCUUGAAGAAAACAAAGAAAACAUGACCACACCGCAGAUGGAGGAGACUGCUUCCACCGAAGUCUAGACAAAUGAAUAUCCUCAUAUCUACCCAUAACAACUGGUGUUGGUUUGUCUACAUCAUAUUAAGUUGUUUCUUUCAAUUGUAUAGGAGGCUGCAGAAUAGUAAGGUGAGCAGCAAGCCUGCAUACUGGUGUGGUGUGUUAAACUUGUGAUUUUCAAUUCCUUCCAAUUUUUCAUUGGUUUUAAGUGCGAGCCUGUGUGUAGCAGUUAUACACUCAUUUUGUCAUUUCCAAUUGUACCUAAUAGAAAGUUGGGAAGUCACUUUUUGUCUUAUUGCAUUGGUUUCUUGAAAUCAUGU